Molecule: messenger RNA, 3703 nt
Organism: Motacilla alba alba
Lineage: Eukaryota; Metazoa; Chordata; Aves; Passeriformes; Motacillidae
Gene: ARHGAP22
Product: Rho GTPase activating protein 22
Exons: 7
Coding region: 1300-3090 (596 amino acids)
Biological process (GO): activation of GTPase activity; signal transduction
Cellular component (GO): focal adhesion
Molecular function (GO): GTPase activator activity
Source: RefSeq, a predicted model, not a curated record
AAAUAGCUAAGGAAUUACUAUCUUGCCAGUCAUAGAAUAUUUGAGUUGGAAGGAACUCAGUAAGAUCAUCAAAGUCCCAGCUUCUGGCCCUGCCCAUGACAGCUCUAAGAAUCACAUGUUCCAUGUUCAAGAACUGAAGCUUUUGAUCCUGGUACUGCCUUCACUUAUGGUGAGAAGCACUCUUUUCUUCAGGAGUGGGCAAGGGGCAGGGCACUAAGUUCAGGUGAAUGUGCUCUAUAUGGUGACCGCAGAUGUUUUAACAGCCAAAGCAGAUGAGCAGCUUCAGACAGGGUUUUUUUGUUGGGUUUUUCUUUUUUUGCUCCAGAGGGAAAAAACUUAGCUAAUAGUGAUAAAAUUGCUCAGAAGCCUGGUGCGAGGGUUUUGCGUGGUGACUGCUGCAGAUCUGCAGUCACAUGAGUGCAUUUUGUGAAUGGACUGGCAGCCUGACCUCUGUAGAACUGCACAGGGCAUUGCAUGGUAAGCGUUUUUGUUAAUGACAGGCUUCUUACCCUGAGAGAGAGCUGGGGGGGAGAGUGUUUUCCUGCAAGUGAGGUGCCUGGGUAUUGGUUCACAUGCAGGGAGUUGUAGUCCCCUCCUCUACCAGUUAGUCAGCUGAGCUGUUAAUUCAGGCAGCUUCUCUGUAAAGAGCUAAAGCAGAGGCAGUAAGCACCAAAACACCUGCGCAGGUCAAGAAGUGUAGCUUUUCCUAAGCUUUGUUAGACUUUCCAGCAUGUCCCAGAGCUGUGGAGGUGCUCUCAGAGCAUGCUGAGGCUACUGUGGGGAAAUGUUCCCCUCCAAAACUAGGUUUCUGCUUCUGUUGCUUUGAAAGCAGAUGGGAGGCCAGACCAGGGCACUAGUUUGCCUGCAGCACAGUAAUAUUGCCUGUAUCAGGAAGGAUCCAAAGUGUGGCAUGCAGACAGCAACUGUUGCUCAGCUUUCCCAGCUAUCUAGAAUAGAUCUGACAAGCAAUUAGAGCAUGAAUAUAUUACAGAGCCGAUGGGGGAUGCCUUUGUUAAAACUUGUGACCCAUACUUAGCUGCUGUUUACAUUGGCGGCUGCUUCGAGGGUGGGCAAGACCCUACCUGCCUGUCUUUCUCCACUCUCCUUCCCUGCGCGGAGCGAGCCGGCGAGCUCUGCAUCUCAUUGGAUAUUUCAAAUGCUUUCUGCACAAGUCAUAAUUAAUGCCGAGUUGUGGAGCUAAGACCAGAUGUGCUGCCGAGAUUAUCUCCCAGGGCAGAUCGGCUGCUCUGAGCUCUGUAGCGCUGGGUGAAUGGAAAGCUGCCAGUGCUGGGACUCAGAAUGUGUCUGAUGCCUGAAGUCAGGACUUUCUUUCUCUGCCGCUCCUGCUGUCUGACACUGCCUGGUUUCUGCUUGAAGCUCAGCGCCUGUCAUGUAGCGGAGUGCUGCACAAGAACGAGAGGGAUCUUUGGGCAGCGCCUGGAGGACACGGUGCAGUACGAGCGGAAGUAUGGCCAGCGCCUGGCCCCGCUGCUGGUGGAGCAGUGCGUGGAUUUUAUUCGGGAGCGAGGGCUUACGGAGGAGGGGCUCUUUCGGAUGCCUGGACAAGCCAACCUUGUCAAAGAUCUCCAGGAUUCUUUUGAUUGUGGAGAGAAACCCCUUUUUGACAGCAACACAGAUGUUCACACUGUGGCGUCCCUCCUGAAGCUUUACCUUCGAGAGCUGCCAGAGCCUGUCAUCCCCUUUGCCAAAUACGAAGACUUUCUUUCUUGUGGACAGCUACUCUCAAAAGAUGAGGGAGAGGGUACCCAGGAACUGGUUAAACAGGUGAAGAAUUUGCCCCAAGCCAACUACAACCUCCUCAAAUACAUAUGCAAGUUCCUUGAUGAAGUUCAGGCUCAUUCCAGCAUUAACAAGAUGAGUGUCCAGAACCUGGCUACAGUAUUUGGACCAAACAUCCUGCGGCCCAAAAUGGAGGAUCCAGUGACCAUGAUGGAAGGCACCUCACUAGUUCAGCACCUGAUGACAGUACUGAUAAGUGAGCAGGGGCGGAUCUUUGCUGUUCCUCAGGCGGAUGUGCCAGGGAGCCAGCUGGAAAUCAGACCAGUGCGCCAGCGCAGCACUGUCGAGUGGAUCUCCGAGGAGGACGGGGAGGACAGCAGGUCACAGAACAGCGCUGCCAGCCCCACUGAUUUGCCUUCUGGCAAUGCUGUGGCUCUAGAGGCCACUCCAGGACCUGCAGUGAAAAUCACUCCUCCAGAGCACAGUGGCAAAUCGACUCAGCCUGCCACAAGCCCCAGUAAAAGAGUGCAGACACUGCCUCCAUGGAAAUAUUCCUUCCGCCAGCAGGGAGCACGGUCCGUGAGUCCAAAGCUGGGCAGCUCCUCCUUAGAUAUCCCCAACCUCUCCUCCAGCGGGAACUGGUUGAUGAAUGGCCUGUACUCCCUCCGAGGCCAUCGCAGGACAGCCUCUGGGGAACGAGUGAAAGACUCGUGUUCCUCCCAGAGACUCUCCACUUACGACAAUGUCCCUUCAUCCAGCCUGUCCCUCAGCACACACAGCAUGGCCAGCACCACCUGGUCUACAUCAUCCUGUGAGAUCUCUGUGAUGGACUCGGUGAGCAGCUGCCCAGCCUGCCGGGCCAGUGACUCUUCUGCUUUGAGCUCCCUAAAAACCGAGUGGGUAACUCAGGGCUCGCUGUCCCAGAGCGAGGUCAAGACAGCAGAUCUGGAGAACAGCAUGGACAGGUUUGAAGCUUGCAGCAUCAGCAGCAGUGAACAGAGUGACCCGGCUACAGCUUCACGAGACUCUCUCCAAUGCUCCAGGGCCUUACAGAGCUUGGUGGUGGAGCUAAAGACAGAGCUGAGCAAACAGAGGACUGAAUAUGAGACUAGUAUCAAAAGAAUUGAAGAAACAAGUGCAGACCUGAGGAACCAAGUGGUUAGGUUAGAAGAAGAACUGGACCAAGAACGAAAGAAAUACACGAUGCUGGAGAUAAAACUGAGGAAUUCUGAACGCGCUCGUGAAGAUGCUGAGAAGAGAAAUUACCUCCUGCAGAAGGAAAUGGAAGAAUUUUUUUCAACAUUAGGAUGUUUAACUGUUGGGAGUCAAAGUGCUAAAGACCCCAAGUAGAACAAGUAUAGAAAAUCCUGUUCCUGACAAAAUGAGUGAAAAUGCAUAUUUUGUUCUGGUAUACUCAUGUAUCAUGAGUAAUUCUAUAGUGAUUGUGCUCCCAGUGACACUUGCCCUGUUGUCUUUACAUGUGCUGUAGUAUUUGGGCUAGCUGGGAAAGACUGCUGACCAUAAAGCUUGAAAAUUUAGUGUCAGAUUGCCAAGAAAGAGAGGGUCCCCUCUGUAUCCACAGAACAAUAAGAUAUUCUUCUCCAGAGUGUCCUGCUGCCAUCUUUGGACUGAGCUGCACCAUCCUUUUGCUGCCUCAAGGAGAGUGGAAGGUCCUGCAGGGUGGGUGGAUAGCCAGAACCAACAGACAAGCUGAGCCUGGAGCUGAGGGAUUCCUGCACUUGUACUUGGGAAGGUGGCAGUUCCAGCCUGUCACCACAGCCAGGACGUUUGCCAGACAGAUUAUUGAGGUGGCUUUUGCCCACUCCCUCCAUAAAGUUUGUUCAAAUGUCUCAUUCCUAAAGUGGUAUUAUUUUAUGAAGAUAUUGUGAAAACAAAGUCUGCAAACAUGCUGAAGAUACCAAAAUCUUGACAAUUCACUAAAAUUGUCCCUUACCCACCCAAU